This is a messenger RNA of Eurytemora carolleeae, 565 nucleotides long. Its product is annotated as OV-16 antigen-like. Bases 30 to 548 code for a protein of 172 amino acids. NCBI's taxonomy places the organism in Eukaryota, Metazoa, Arthropoda, Copepoda, Calanoida, Temoridae. The transcript has 8 exons. The record is from RefSeq and is a predicted model, not a curated record.
UUCUUUAAUUGAGGAUUAAAUCUGAAAGCAUGAAGACAGGUUUAGUUUUUGUUUUUGUUCUUGUCGGAGCAGUUUCGGGAUUUCGAGGAAACUUUAGAGAUUAUUACAGGCAAAAAUGUAGCAAGGAAUCUUGGGAUGAUAUCUGGAGAUCAACAGGAACAGUUCCCAAUAAACUCAAUCAGGUUCCCGAUGAGCCUUUAUACAUGGCAACUGCUACUGGUACCAAGAUAUUUCCAAACCAAACCCUAGACACAGAACAGUUGUUGAAAAGACCUUACUUCAAGUGGAAUGCUGAUCCCGAUGCGUUGUAUACACUACUCAUUGAAGAUAAUGAUAUCGUUCUUCGACCGAUCAAGUAUGCUCAUUGGUUGGUUACAAAUAUACCAGGGUCGAAUGUAUAUGGUGGAGACGAGGUGCUAGAAUAUAUCCCAUCCUUCUAUCUGAAUAUACUGGAGAAUGGAGAACUAGAAACUAGAGUAACUAUUACCAACAGGCAUCUUGUACUUGUGUACAAACAGCCGGGGCGGAUAAAUGUAAGUACUAUUUGAUAAAUUAAUUAAUUAUG